Diutina rugosa is the source of this 1581-nucleotide messenger RNA. It is a transcript of the gene CCT2, whose product is annotated as chaperonin-containing T-complex subunit. Gene Ontology annotation, cellular component: cytosol; chaperonin-containing T-complex. The transcript has a single exon. The record is from RefSeq and is a predicted model, not a curated record. Gene Ontology annotation, biological process: protein folding. Lineage: Eukaryota; Fungi; Ascomycota; Pichiomycetes; Serinales; Debaryomycetaceae. Gene Ontology annotation, molecular function: ATP binding; ATP-dependent protein folding chaperone; ATP hydrolysis activity. Bases 1 to 1581 code for a protein of 526 amino acids.
AUGUCAGUCCAAAUCUUAGGCGACCAAGCCACCGAGGAGCGUGGGGAAAACGCCCGGAUGCUGGCAUUUGUUGGGGCCAUUGCCGUGGGUGACCUCGUGAAAUCCACCCUUGGCCCUAAGGGUAUGGAUAAGUUGUUGCAACUGUCGUCAGACCCCAACAAGUCGCUUGUCACAAACGAUGGUGCCACCAUCCUCAAAUCGAUUCCCUUCGACAAUCCCGCCGCCAAAGUGUUGGUGAACCUUUCCAAAGUGCAAGACGACGAGGUCGGCGACGGUACCACGUCAGUGACGGUGCUCGCGGCUGAAUUGCUUCGAGAAGCGGAAAAGUUGAUCGAGAAGAGAUUGCACCCGCAAAUCAUCAUUGAAGGUUACCGCCAGGCACGUAACGUGGCCGUGGAUGCUCUCACCAAGCUGGCAGUCGACAAUGGUGCUUUCCACGAGUCAUUCCGUCAGGAUCUCCUUAAUAUCGCCCGCACCACCCUUUCAUCGAAGAUCUUAUCUCAGGAUAAAGAACAGUUUGCUACCAUGGCAGUUGACGCUAUCUUAAGACUUAACGGUAAGACCAAUCUCAAUCAUAUCCAAAUCAUCAAGCAGGCGGGGGGUAAGCUUUCCGAUCUGUACCUCGACGAGGGUUUCAUCCUUGAUAAGAAAUUUGGCAUCCUGCAGCCGAAAGAAAUUGGCCCAUGCAAGAUUUUGAUUGCCAACACGUCGAUGGAUACUGACAAGGUGAAGAUUUUCGGCGCCAAAUUCAAAGUGGACUCGACGCUGAAGCUUGCGGAUUUGGAGAAGGCAGAAAAGGUGAAGAUGAAGGAAAAGGUGGAAAAGAUUAAAAAGUUCGGCGCCAAUUGUUUCAUCAACCGCCAACUUAUCUACGACUACCCGGAACAGUUGUUCACCGACGCUCACAUCAAUACCAUCGAACAUGCUGAUUUCGAUGGCGUCGAAAGAUUAGCUUUGGUUACCGGAGGUGAUGUCGUUUCAACUUUUGACCAACCCGAAAACGUCAAACUCGGAGAGUGUGAGCAAAUCAAGGAGAUCAUUAUUGGUGAAGACUCAUUCCUCAAAUUUUCUGGCUGCAAGGCGGGCGAAGCCUGCACCGUGGUGCUCAGAGGGGCCACCGAACAGGUGUUGGACGAAGCGGAACGGUCGUUGCACGAUGCCCUUCUGGUGUUGCUGCAAACCACCAAGGAAACCAAGACGACUUUAGGUGGCGGGUGUGCCGAGAUGGUGAUGUCUAAAGCGGUGGACCAAGCUGCGGCCAACGUUGACGGUAAACAACUGCUUGCUAUUGAAGCUUUUGCGCGUGCGUUACGUCAAUUACCGACGAUCUUAGCUGAUAACGCCGGGUUCGACUCGCUGGAGCUCGUGAGUAAGCUUAGACUGGCGAUCUACAAUGGUAUGACUACGCUGGGCCUCGACUUGAACAACGGUACCGUCGCGGACAUGCGCGAGCUUGGUAUCGUCGAGCUGUACAAGCUCAAGCGGGCGGUAGUACUGCUGGCAGCGGAGGCCGCAGAAUUGUUGUUGAGAGUCGACAACAUUUUGCGCGCGAAGCCGCGUACGGCGGAUCGGAAUCAUUAA